Molecule: messenger RNA, 1134 nt
Organism: Phytophthora infestans T30-4
Lineage: Eukaryota; Oomycota; Peronosporomycetes; Peronosporales; Peronosporaceae
Exons: 2
Coding region: 1-1134 (377 amino acids)
Biological process (GO): D-serine catabolic process
Molecular function (GO): D-serine ammonia-lyase activity
Source: RefSeq, a predicted model, not a curated record
AUGGGACCCCGCGAGUGGAUGGAGACGCCAAGCGUCGUGUUGGACGAGAAGCGUUUGCAGCGCAACAUCGAGCGGAUGCAAGCGUUGGCGACGGCAAACAAUUUGGCCUCUGGAGCUUGCGGUCUCACCGUUUCGAAGCCAUCCGAAGCGCUGAAAUUCCUGCACGGUGACGUUCCAGGUCUCAAGAGCUUAACUCUAGCGUAUCCAGUGGUACAGUCCAACAAGGUGCAAGAGGUUCUCAAGGCGGCGCAGGCAACUGGUGUGGAGUUCUUGCUGACUGUGGACAGCUCGGAAGGGGUUGAUGCUGCGCAGAAGGCAGCUGAAGCCUGUGGCUGUACGUUGAACCUGCUGAUCCAUGUUGAUGUGGGUUACCAUCGCGUGGGUGUUGAAGAGAAUGAUCCAAAGCUGCUGCAACUGGCGCAACGCAUUGACAAGACGAGUAGUCUGGAGUUUCGCGGGCUCUUGUCUCAUGCAGGGCAUGUCUACCGUUGCAAAUCGGUCGCGGAUUGCUCCGAAGUAGCAGAGACGGAAAGGCAGAUUAUGGUUCGCAUUAAGGACAAGCUGGAGGCGAACGGAAUCGCUGUUCGGGUCGUAUCUGUGGGCAGCACUCUGACGGAGCCUGCACGCAAGAGCUUUGCCGGAAUCACGGAUAUUCGUCCUGGAAACUACGUCUUCUUGGACCGCACUCCCGUGCGCAUGGGGCUGUUUUCGGUGCAAGAUGUGGCGUUGACUGUUCUGGCCACAGUCGUGAGCUCGAACCAGUACAAUUUUAUUGUCGACGCUGGGUCGAAAGUGCUGAGCUCGGACGGAGCUCGAUCGGCUGGUGAGUUCGGCUCGUCGUGCUUCGGACUCGCCUUUUACGAAAAGGAUUUUGGGCGUGUGGUCAAGGAGCCAAUUCAGAACAAGACUGUCCUUGACGACGGCGAAGAGCUCAUCUGUUUCGAAGUGACGAGCCUUUCGGAGGAGCACGGGUGGGUGAAGAAGAUCGACGGUAUCCCGUCUCCUGGAAUUGGUGAGCGCCUCGUCAUUAUUCCCAACCACUCCUGUGUGGUGUCCAACCUCACCAACAAGUUUUACGUCCAAGGCGAGCAGCCAAAGAGCUGGACGCUGUUGUCUCGUGGGUGCACACAGUAA